GGGAUGUCCGCCCGGGCAGAAGCCGGCAUGGCUACCAAGGGGAGCGACGAUCAGGGCGGGUGGGCGACGGGGGAGGCUGCGGCCUCCCGGGACGUGGCCGGUGUGCGCCUUACCCCGCCUGAGCUGCGCUUCGUCGACGCUGUUCCCGGGGGUCGCUACCGGGCCGUGCUCAGUGUACAGAACCUGCAGACCAACAGCUGCUUCCUUCACUUGGUGCCUCCGGAACGGCCUCAGUUCAAACUGAUUGUUGAAAAUCCAAAGAAACCACUUGCUUCCGGUCUUCACCUAACAGCCACUGUGGAAUACUAUCCAGACACUGAAGAAAACCUCCGGGACAGGAUACUUCUUCAUGCAGGAAAAAAGAUAGUUGAGAUUCCUGUAUUAGGGUAUGAGAUGAGCAGAUCCAGAAGUGGAUGUACAUUCAAGAUAAAAUAUAGAGGAAGUGUUCCCAUUGUUAUAACACCAAGCACUGGAGUGGUGGAACCUCAGACAAAACAGCUGGUUAAAAUGGAGAUCUGCACCGAUGUACCCAGAAUAAUUAAUCAACCAGCCAUUGUGGAAUUGCAGGGGCGGCCCAGUGUGGAGAUAAUGAUCAAAGCGAACAUAGUGGAGCAAAUUCUUGAGGUUUUGGGUGUGCCUCACUCAAGUACAAUACAGUGUGUUGAUUUUGGAAGUGUCUAUUUUGGAACCUCCAAGACUGAAGAAGUUAUUCUUCACAAUAAAAGUCCAGAGCCAAUGGAUUGGGUUGCAGUCCUGCAAGAUAACACUGUUGGCAUAGAGAUGGGUACAGAUAUUCAAAAGAGUACAGAUGCUGUUUUAAACAACUUGCAUCACACUGAUGGACAACCCGAAACAGAUGCUUCUACUUUAAUUGCCUGCAUUCCAGAUGAAGGGACUCUACAGCCAUAUCAGAAAAUUGUCAUUUCUCUUUGUUUUAGUCCAAAGCAGCUGAAAAGAGAUCAACACCUUGAAGGAAUGCCACCAAGACAAGAUUAUGCUCUUUUUCUGAAAUUCGAAGUGGUUGGAAGUAAAGAUGACUUCUUCAAAGCAGUAACUCGAGACUAUCCAUCUGUUAGUGCAAAUAAUCCUCAUCAGGUUGAAUUGGGCUUGACAGGAUCAGGGCUCCCAGUUAUGCUGACAUUCAUUCCAGGACCACUUGUUAAUUUUAUGGAGUGUUACAUGGGUGAACAUACGGAUAUUCUUUGUACUCUGAAAAAUGAAUGUGAUAUUCUUCCAGUGUCAUAUGCUUUUCGAAAGAUUGCACAUUACAGUAUUUGUCCUCAAAAAGGAAAAAUUAAAGCAAGUUCUUCACAGGAUGUGGUGUUUUCAUUUGUUCCACGUCACAUAGGAGUCUUCAUAAUGAGGCAGGUGGUAGAUAUUAUUGGUCCAGUACCAGAGGAGAACAGCUUACCAACUCUGAAUAUGAAGCCUUUCCAUCAAAUAUACUUAGAUUUCUCUGGCCUUUGCAAGUCUGUAACCAGUAAAGUUGUACUGAAAGUCAACUCUGGUUUGACACCAUUGAUUUCCAAUGCAAUGGGGGUAUUUACAACUAAAAAGGCGGAACAGCAUAGUGAUAUUCCACCAGCAGCAUUGCUAAAAUCAAAUCAGACACAACUUCAUGCUCACCGGAUUAACAGAAACUUGAGCAAUGCAAUAAUAGCUCUUCCUAAUGAUUGUCCAGCCAGCCUGAGGCCUGCUGAAUUGCAUAAGAAUUACAGGACAAUUUUCACAAAAGUUGCCAGAUAUAGUUAUCUUGAUCCAGAGUUUUCUUAUACGGUAUAUGAAGAAUUGGAAAGACAAGAGAAUGAGGACCACUAUGCAGACUAUAUUCGGGAUCUAAGAGAGCACCGUUUGCAUAAAAAAGCUGCUCGGGUCUUUGAACUACUUAAUAAUCCUGUGGACAUAGGUUUAAAACCAGCAUCAGGAUUGAAAUCGCCAAGGAUCAAAAUUUUACAGAGAGAGAAAUUAGAGAAAGAAGAUGCUUUUGUACAUAAAAGUAGUCUUCUAACUAGUCGCCAGCUAGCAGAAACUGAAUCUAAAGCUGUAGAUAAAGAGGCUAGAGAUGGACUUAACCCCGUACCAUCUUCUCCACAAGAGAUAGAAGACUGUAAUUCAAUGUUGACAUCGAAGCAGCUUCAUCAGAUAUUCAUUGGCCCUUCCACCAUUGACUUUGGAGAAGUCUGUGUGCAUUCUACAUCUACCAGGAAAAUGCAUAUUGUAAAUAAUUUGCCUAUACAUGUCUGGAUUCAAGUAGAAAUUGAAAGUGAAGAGCUGCAACAGACCAGCCCGUUGUCUCAUGUCAUGCCACCUUUUACGAAGACUUCUAUUCCAGUAGUAUUUGAGAACAACAAAUUAGGAAACUUUCGAAAGUCUUUCACAUAUACAAUAAACCAACAUCACACUGGAUAUGUGCUAGUGUUAGCAAAAAUAGUACCCAUAGCCUUGGAGCUAUCUACAAGAGAAUUGACUUUAAACCCCACCUAUAGCUUCUUAGCAGAAAGUGGAUUUAGAACAACAGUCACACUAUACAAUCGCAAAAACUAUCCUGCAGAAUUCACCUGGAAGCCUAUAAUCACAGAUCAAGGAAUGGCAUUUUCCAUAUGCCCAGAGAAAGGAAUUGUAGAAGCAUAUCAAGAUCUAGAGUGUGAGGUAGUUUGGCGCCCAAGCUUCUCUGCUCCAACAACAGGAGAAUUUGAUCUGUGCGUACAUCAAGGAAAAACACUUAAACUAAAAUGCUUUGCCAAGCUUGGCUCUACUACUGUUCAGUUCAAGGAACAAAGGAUCACCUUUAACCAUGCUCCUCUGCAUUUAACUACUUUCAGGACAGCCGUUCUUCAAAACCUGGGCUAUAACCAUGCAUAUUUCCAGGUCCUUGAUGCCAACCCUCUGCCUGGAAUGAUAAUCACUCCUCUUCAGGGUGUAGUACCUGUAGGAAGCUGCACUGAAAUAAAAAUUUACUUCAGACCCAGUGGAAUAAUGAAAUUUGAUAGCAGAGUGGAGGUAGCAGUACGGAAUGCAAAAUCUUUGGAAUUUAGGAUUGGUGGAUCUGUAGAGACUCCUAACAUAGACAUCAGUGAGAAAUCCUUUAACUUUCCUGGUGUUUAUGUUGGCUCUACUCAAGAAAUUCCAUUUUUUAUUGAGAACAAAGGAAGGGCACGUGCCAUGGUGGCAAUGGAUUUAUCCAAACAUGAAGCCUUUACGCUACAUUUUAGUUUUCAACCAGCUUCCUCCAUUAAAUUGGCUUUUGGGGACAGUGUGUCCACCAACUCCUCUAAGACUCCAGACAAACAAGGAGUGGCAGCAUAUGACUUCAAUCUCCCAAUAGACAUUAAUGUUGGUGAGACUCAAUCUUCACUGAACACCAAGAAAAGGGCAAGCCCUGCUGGCUCAGCAAAGCAUAUCAUUGUCCCACGGCCUCAGUCAUUGAAUAUGCCUACUCAAGUAUGUAAAGUUCAAGCAACUGUAUUACAGCCGCCACUGCAGGUUUCUCCUUUAGAGCUGGUAUUUCAGUAUAGUAUGAGAACCAUCAACUUGGGUGUUAUAAGUGACAGCAAUAACAUAAAGAAGUUGCAUCUAAACAAUAUUUCAAAGAAACAGGUAAAUUGGAGGCUUGAUCUUGAUGCUGCAGGCAAAGCAGUAGAGGAUGGUAUCUUCAAAUUUAGUCUGCAUACUGGAAUUCUCUAUCCUGGCCAAUAUACAGUUAUUACUAUAUGCUUCUGUCCAUGUUGGCCUGGGGAAUACACAGCUCAAGUGCCUGUGUUUCUGAACAAUGAGAAGUCUGUUUACAGAACAGUGAGUUUAUCUGGGGCUCUGAAGUCACCCAAGAUCACCUUUGAACCACAGCUAUUGAUACUGACUCCUGUUCCUCUCAAUGUGAAAACAGGAGCGAAUGUCUGUAUAAUCCCCCAUGAUUACUUAAGAUCAUCGUCGUUACAAGUUGAUAUCCCUGAGAUAGACAAUGAUGGUGAGGAUGAGGAAGAGAGUAAUCCCUUAACAGUGGACUUUCCCAAUGGCAAUGAAAUUAAAAUAUCAAGAGAAGGAAACCGUAUUGGAUUCACCUGCUGUGUUAAUUUCAGUUCCUCAAAGCCAUUAUCCUUUUUGAAAAACCUGUUCUUCAUUGAUGAUGAAAAAAACAGAUUCUCACUUCAGGUGUGUGCAACAGCAGACAAUUGUCUCCUUACUGUGUACCCCUACUUGGCUUGCCACCUAACUGACCAACAAAUUUUCCUGAGAAAUGAAUCUGCUGAGAUAAUUUAUAACACUGCAGACUCUUUGCAACGUCCAUGCUAUGUUCCUGGAUCAUGUUCACAAAUAUCAUCCAGUACCUUUGACACAAUUACCAACUCUGCAUAUGAAACUUCUGUUGCAGAAUUGGAAAAGACACUUGAUAAUGAAAGGAUAAAGAAAAGUGAAUCUUUUGGUGACAGUGGACGAAUUAGGAGCAAAUGUGAACAGUCAUUUUUUCCAGCAGAAGGCACAGGGGAAUAUACCUUUUUCCAGAAAGUAAUUACAGCAGUUCAGAAGUGGUUUUCUCUCUUCGGUUGGUCUAAAGGACCAAAUCCUAUUUCCAUCCCUCAUUCUCUAAGACGAGAUGUAUGUAAAAUUCAGAUGACAUCAUCUGAUGAAAAGCUUAAAUUAAACUUUAGUAAAGAUAUCAAGACCAUUUAUGACAUGCUGCUCCAUCUGAGUGGCCAAUUACUACCUGGAAUUAGUUCAAGCCAGUCCUUGCCAUUUGAUCCCAUUCAGCGAGUGGUACAGCUCCAUUGGCAACAUGCUACAAUGAUCACCUUUCUCAAAGGUCAAGGAGCAUCCCUUUCUCAUGUUUUGCCUGAGUUUCUUCUUGAUUUUGAGGAUUAUAAGAAAUGGACCCAUUUACAGCUUAUGGUGAAGGCUAACACACUUAGCCCUCUCGAAAAUUACAUUUAUUUUUUGGAUGACUGUCUAUUUGAGGCUAUGAGCAAAAGAGCAUGGACAGAUGUGCUGCUUCAAAUAUACAAGAUUUUGGUUCUUCAGCGUGUCUCUGUUAUUGAGGACAAUUAUCAGAACAAUUCAGAUGAUGUGGAACACAUUCCAAGAAUAAGUGUUAAUCCUCUGUCUAGCAAUAUAUAUUCUUCACAUGAAAGAAUUCUUCUUAUUUGGUUGAACAGACAUUUUGAGAAGAUGAGAAAAAUUGUGUGGAAAGAUUGCAGGAAAGGUGAUGUACCCCCAACAAGAUGGAUUGUAAACUUCGACAGAGAUCUACUUGAUGGGCUUGUUCUUGCUGCACAGUUAGCAAGCUAUUGCCCUUAUUUGAUUUCAACUCACUUUGUGAGUAUGUAUACUUCUCCAAAAAUGUCUGAGCAAUAUUUUCACAAUUCCUUGAUCCUUGUAAAUGCUUUCCAUUCAAUAAACCUUGACAUAGAGGUCCUGGCUACUGACAUCUUUGAUCCAAAUCCAGUUAUGAUGCUUAUGCUUUGUGUCUAUUUGUACGAGCGGCUUCCUCAAUAUUUACCACAAAAAUCUAUUGAGUUUGUUGGUCCACUUCAUGCUACUGUUGUUAGAAAGAUACAGUUGAAAAACCCAAGUGUGAAACCUUUGGUGUAUAACGUUACAAUUUUGGGGCGAGAUUCUGCAGAUUUUACAUUACCCAAAGGAAAUACUGUUACCAUUCCAUCAAAGAGCCAAGUAAGCAUAGCAGUGAAAUUUACUAGUCGCUUCUUGUAUCCUGCUGAAGCUGUGCUGCUGCUUGUUUCCAAGGCUUUAACUGGAGUCGCUGGGGUUACCAUGACAUUCUCCCUGGUGACCAAGAUUAGCCAUGUGAAACCUGCUGGUACAUUCAAAUGCAAAUCUUCAUGUUAUGAGUUGAAGAAAUGUAGUCUACAAGUUACUAGUCCUUUCAAAAUUCAUGGACCAUUCAGUGUCAUUUUAGUUGAAUCAACAAGUUGCAUCAUGGAUCCUGAGAUGCUGAAUCAAAUAAAUCAAAUAAAACAAGGAAAAGUAAAAAGUCCUGAAGUGGACAUCCUUAAAAAUACAGAUGGUGUUGUAGGUGUUCCUGGAUUUUACAAAGAAGGGGACAGCCCAAGCACUGCUAAUGAAUCAAACUGCUUACAAGAGUUCUUCAGCCCAGCAGAUAUAAUGUUCCUGGAGAGAGAAAGUUCUAAAACUCUUGAAAUACACUAUCUUCCUUUUAAUGUGGGAAAACGUUAUUGUGCAAUUAUUUUGGUCAAUGAACAGAUUGGAGAAUUUGUCUACCUGGUGGAAGGAACAUGUGGCUUACCUUUACCUUCAGGCUUGCUUCCAAUGGACAGCCCAAAUGUUCUGUGCAGUAGGAAUAUGCCAGAAGGCCAGAAUGAAAUGCAGCCAGUUCUUUUUCUGAAGUGUUGCCUUACUAAUAUUCUUCGGGAAAAGCUGAAAAUCCCCCUAAUCAAUGAAGCUAGAGAGAAAGCUCUGGCUAUUGCAGCACAACAACAGAUGUCUGCUUUGGAGUAUGAGCGAAGAAAGGUCACAGGGACACUUGAGAGUAGCAGUGUUCGAGUUGCAGUUGCAGUUCUUGGACUAUCAAAAGUUGAGAAAGAUGCUCUGCGUAACUGUCCUCAAUAUUCCGAAAAAAAUAUUGAAUUCCAUGUAGAAGUAAGCAUGCCUGAGUGUUUUGAAGUCCCUGAAAAAGUAUAUAUACCUGUGUUGUCAUCAUGCAGAGUUAAUUCCAUACAUCCAGGACAAAAAGACUACUUGUCUGCAGAAGGAACAGAACAUGAUGCAGUUGAGCUUCCUAUAAAGUUUAUACCCAAAUGUCCUGGGCGGUAUCCUUGCCAGAUUCUCCUGCAAUCCAAAUAUGAUGUCCGGCUCUUUAGGAUUGAAUGUGUGGUGAAUACAGAUACUGCUGAGGCUGAACUAGAAUUCGUAACUCCAGCAUAUCAGGCCGUGAUACAAGACAUCCCAAUAACUAACAUGAGUCAACAAGAUUGGAAACUUAAUGCCAUUAUAAAGGGGUGCUGGUUUUUUGGCCCUCCUCUUAUAUAUGUUGCCCCAGGUGAAACAACUUCUUACACCCUCACGUUCAAGCCGACUGCUGAAUGUGUUACUAAGGGGAAGCUUAUAUUACAGAAUGAAGCAGAUGGCACAAGUCAUAUCUUUCUCCUGAAAGGGACUGCAACAAAACCAUUGGUGCUGGACCAUAUUAAGAUAGAUUGCCAAGUCGGACGAAUUACAGAGAAGGUCAUAAUGGUGCCCAAUUUUACCAAGAGUGAAUUGAAAUACAAGGUAUCUUCAGAUCUUCUAAUAGUCGGUGGUGACCCAACUCUCACUGUGGAACCUGGUGACACAGCUGCUUAUACUCUGAAUAUAUCCCCAUGGAAACGUGGAGAAUUUAAAGGUGUAAUUGUAUUUGUUGCUGAAGAUGCAGAACAACAGCAAAACAACUUACUGCAGAAGACAGAUGGUAUACAGACCUCUCAGAAAGUGCCAACAGAGGCAUUGCAAACAGUCAAUGCAGCAGACACUGGAAUAGAAGUUGUAUUGCAGCCAGAGGAAAUAAUGAUCGUUCCUGGAACCACAAGCAGUAAAAGGUUUUGUGGUGGAUGGCAUAUGUGGCACAAAAAUCUCUGCGCAUUUGAUACUGUUUUUUCCCGCCUUUUUUCUUUUAUGGCCUCCAAGGCACCUUCUUCACCGAAAGUUACUUUUAAAAGCUGUGCCGCCUGUUCUAAAAAGAUCCCAUCGACAGACGGCCAUCGUUAUUGUUUAUUUUGCCUUGGGAAGUCACACGUCCCCCAGACCUGCCGCCAUUGUGAAAGGUUUACUCGGCAGGGCUUGAGACUUAGAGAACAACGUCUUCGGGCAGCGCUUUGGGAAAAAUCCCUAACCGCCCCUACUAUGGCGACUACCUCUGCGCCUGCAGAUUCGGGUCCCUUACCCGGCCCUAAGACCAGGGGCAAUGGUAAACCGACUACGUCUACCAAGAAGGCUCCCAAAAAAUCCAAGCCUCCUAAAAGUCAAGCCACGGCCGCCAUUCCUCCUCCGCCCUCCCCUGCGGCCAUGCCUCAACUACAACCGUCGCCUUCCUUGCCUGCUCUUACCCCGCAAUCUCCUAUUGAAAUUCCGUCGCAGGCCUCGUCUCCAGCUUCUUCCCCAGCCUCAUUACCACCGCCUGUCGAUACGCCGGAUAUACCACUCUUCCCAUCCCCUCAGAGGAAGAGAAAGGCUAAAACAAGGCAUUUGGAAACAGCCUCUGGAGAUUCCCGGUCUCCGAGCCCCUCGGGACCGAAGGUCUCCCCCCACGGGGCUGGACAUGUUCGCCCCAAGAAACCUAAGAGGAAUGGGACUAUGGAGGACAGAGCCGCUCCGCUUAAACUCUCUAAGGGUUACUUGAAGAAAUGGCGGAAACAGAUGCAAAAGCUUUAUGACCCGCGGCUUCUAUACAGCCUGGUUGUGCGGAGUUCCUCGUCAGACUCCUCUUCCUCUUCAUCGGACUCCUCCGAUUUCUCGGUACUGUCGGUACCGUCAGCCCGCGAGACCGAAAGAGAAGGACACCGGCACGCCCCAUCGGUACCGUCAUUCCCCGAUACCGGGGUGAAAGGGCUUCAGCCGGUACCGGAAGAGCCCUCGUCCCUAAGGAAGCCCAAGCACCAGGCUACUACCGCGGACCGGGCGCGCCCUCCAGUUCCGAUACCGAGCGGUAUCCCGCGCCGCACUACAACCGAUACCGAUGUCGGUACCGCGCCAUUCGGUACCGACGCUGUGCCCCCAAAGCGUAAGCGUCCUCACGAUCCG
Messenger RNA from Pogona vitticeps (central bearded dragon), 8745 nucleotides. NCBI's taxonomy places the organism in Eukaryota, Metazoa, Chordata, Lepidosauria, Squamata, Agamidae. The record is from RefSeq and is a predicted model, not a curated record.